CACAUUGGCUGUCUGUUUUACUCAAGGUCUGCUGUAAGGAACCAUCCAUCUCUACAUUAAGUCCUCCCCUGGCAUCCUUUGGAGGACUGGCUAUUUAGUGUGAACGAGGAAAACUAUUGUAAAUCUGUUAAAAGAAGAACACACAUUCAGCUUUGAAACAUGACACUUAAAACCAGGACGAGGAACUACACUUCUAAUUUACUAAUCAAGUUUAUUUUGGGAAACAGCAUAAUUGCGCACUUUUGAUUCCUCAUCAGCAGCACAAAGUUUCCUUUUCUUCUCUGAACAGCUGUUAAAUUGUACGGACAGGACUCCUAAGUGAAAGAAAGACGUAGCCACAGCCUUUUUCGACAGGGAGGAGGAUUACAGAAAAAGUCUGUGAGGCACAGUUUAUCACACAUUGUCCAACCUCCGGGCGGACUCCAGUCUCUGCUGCGCGCUCUGCACUUUAGAAAAUGGAAAAUAAAAUAAACGGAAGGAUGAGCACCACCAAUACUUCCAUCGCCGAUUCCACCGAUACAAGAGUAAGUGACUUGAUUGGAGCUGAUUUCAUUAAUACGAAAUUACAGAACGAGUCACAGUCUCUAACUUGCCUGUCCUCCACCGUGCGUAAUUUUGGAAACGCCGGCGCACCAUUCCACGGUCUGAAUUCAAGCGGCGAAGGUGCCGUUUUCAAAGACUGUGCCACACUCGAUGGUUCACUUGCUGGGAAACAUUUUUAUGAUCGUAGCAGUGAAUAUCUGAAGUGUGACGGUGUACCAUGGGAAGAUUUUUCAAAACUUCAGAGGACGAAUGUGGCCGAAAGUUCGCCAAAUGUCAGCCUCUCCUCAACAACCGGGGCGUGUAAGUUCAUCAAGGAUGAAAAGGAGCCUUCUGUGAUCAUGGACACCCGCUGUCCCAACUUUGUUCCAUCAUCAGAGAUACCUGCGCUCGACACCUGCUGUGACACCGACAGGAAGCAGCAACGUGGGCUCAGCGACGUGGAGUCGAGCAGCUUUACCCCUGCUGCGACGUGUCCCCGACCGGGACUGGAGGGAUCUCCAAACUUUCUGAUCGACCUGAACCAGUCAGAGCAGCUGCCGGCGCUCAACCAGGUGAGGACUGACUCCAGGUACGCUUUGUCCGGGAAGGCUGUCAUCAACUUUGAUACCAACUUGCACGCAGCCCAGCAGGUGAUGAUGUACAAGAGCGAACUUCCCCGUUGGCAGGUGCAGACCUCUCCAGCUGAGCCCCAAUACUGGUCCCAGUGCGCAGGGGUGACCGAGGACCCGUUCACACACAGCAGCUACGAUGGGAUCCAGAGCCAGACCCUGAUUCAGAGGAACUCAUCACCUUUCUCCGCAUUCCCAGGUAUGCCACCGCAGAGACAGUGUGUGAUCUGUGGCGAUGAGGCAUCUGGUUGCCACUAUGGAGUCCUAACCUGUGGGAGCUGUAAAGUCUUUUUUAAAAGAGCCGUUGAAGGCCAUCAUAGCUAUCUCUGCGCUGGGCGAAAUGACUGCAUUGUGGACAAAAUUCGGAGGAAAAAUUGCCCCGCAUGUCGCCUCCGAAAGUGCUAUCAAGCUGGGAUGAUGCUUGGAGGCAGGAAGCUGAAGCGUUUUGGAGCCUUGAAAGCCUUGGGUUUGGCCCCGUCCCUGAUGUUCCAGUCCCACUUGGCCAUGUCCAGCGACAAUCAGGCCUUGACGACCAUGUCUUGCAUACCAGGCAUCCGCGAGGUGCACCUCUCCCAUACGAUCCUCAAUAUCCUGGAAAACAUUGAACCCGAGACCGUGCACUCUGAUUAUGACGCUUCCCAGGCUGAUGCCCCACAUAUUCUGCUCAGCAGCCUCAACAGGCUGUGUGAGAAACAGCUGCUGUGGAUCGUCAAGUGGUCCAAGUCUCUGCCAGGGUUUCGUAACCUUCACAUCAAUGAUCAGAUGACCCUGAUCCAGUACUCAUGGAUGAACCUGAUGGUGUUCUCUCUGGGGUGGCGCUCCUUCCAGAAUGUCACCAGUGAAUAUUUAUACUUUGCGCCUGAUCUGGUUCUCAGUCAGGAUCAAAUGAGGAGAUCUCCCAUUUACGACCUCUGCCUGGCAAUACAAUUCAUCCCUCAGGAGUUUGCCAAUCUCCAAGUUACCCGCGAGGAGUUUCUCUGCAUGAAAGCCAUAAUAUUACUCAACACAGUGCCUCUCGAGGGACUCAAAAGUCAGGCCGCAUUUGAAGAAAUGAGACAAAGCUACAUCCGGGAGCUGACCAAGGCUAUCCACAUGAAGGAGAAGGGCUUGGUGGCCAGCUCACAGCGAUUCUACCACCUCACCAAACUGAUGGACGCCAUGCACGAUAUAGUGAAAAAGGUCAACCUGUUCUGUCUGAGCACCUUCAUCCAGGCAGACGCCAUGAAAGUGGAGUUUCCAGAGAUGAUGUCAGAGGUCAUUGCCUCCCAGCUUCCCAAGGUCCUGGCAGGCAUGGUGAGGCCCCUCAUAUUCCACGCCAAGUGAUGAUUUCAGCACGGACAUCACAAAUCUGCAGAGACAUCUUGUGACUGGAUCAUUCAGCCCACAAUUACUGCAUUCUUUAUAGCCUUCACGAUUAUAGUCAGUCAUCUUUACUUUCAAAUUGCCUCAAAUGCUGUUAAGCCCUUGUACUUUAUGAGGUGAAACAGAAGAACAUGUUCCCUAAAAAUGCAUUUUUUAGUACAAAACUAUCUUGAGUCUCAUAAAGUCAGAGGCAUCAAUCAAUAAAGCUCCGCCGUAUAGUUCUGUUGAUUGAUGAUACUUGCUCGCUGAUACACAGAGGGUUUUGACAACCAUUAGAGAUACUGAUAUUUUUGUACUGACGCUGCAUAAAAGAAGACAGUACUGACAAAAUGUUAAAAUAUUCAGCGUUCUCGCCAACAUUUUAUUUGUAAUGAAAGUGAAAUGCAGGAGACACUGAAACCUGCUGCUUAAACUAAUGACAUUGUUUAGGGAUGGUAGCAGCGUGACUCACUGUACCUUCUUCAAGGGAGGAGAAACUGGGAAGAUAACUAUCUGUAAAGUAUUUAAUAAUAAUAACAAAUUUUGCAACAAAUAGCAAAUUAUUGCCAUCUUAAGAUAAUUAGAAAUGAGUCAGUUAGAACACAGAAUUCUGCCAAGACGCCAUGCCCCCACUGAGUUAUUUUCAUAAUAGAAUGUACUGAAAGAUUUUAAUCUACAGCUGAAUGGGCAUCAAAAUACACCCAGUUACAGACAUUAAUGUGAAGCAUGUGACAGAUUCGAUGAGAGUGUAGUUCAUUAACAUAGACAAAGUUUUUAAAAGUGCCAAAUUUUACAAAUAAACCAUUUAAAGGAGCAGUGUGUAGGAUUUAGUGGCAUCUAGUGGUGAGGACUGCAGAUAGCAACCAGCUGAAACUUCUCCCAUGUGUCAAGUGUGAAUUCCUGGUUUGAAUUUGUCCAUUUGUCCAUUCUGGGCUAUUGUCAAAGGUGCAAUAUGGAUGAAGCUAUUUCAUUUCUGCAAAUAUAUCUCCCUAAAGCGGGAUUUAUACUUGUGCGUCAGCUCUGUGUAGAGAGCUAUAAUCUACGCACGUGGCCUACGCCAUUACGCCUCGAAAACACUAGUCAGUGUGGCAUUUCUGUGAAAUGUGGACUUUAGUUGACAGACCCAAAAUACAAAUUAAACAUGGCUUAAAAGUGACAAGUACGCAAAUUAGCUUCACUAUAACUCGCAGCAUUCACAGACAAAGUAUUUGUCUUUUGCUGGACACAUUUUCUACACAAAAACAACAUGCUAAUGUUUUUAGCACAAGCCUAUGGCAUUUUACAUUGUAUAAAUUAGCCUAGUGGCUAGUGGACUUUUCCUCUACUCAAAUGAAGACAGGGACAGCAGCAACAUUUAACUAAGGUAAUGUUACAAAAUUUGGUUUCAUUACAACACACAAGGUUCACCAUCAAAACAGCUGUCUUAUACUAAGCAUGUUUUCCAAACAAAUAUGACAUGCUAACUUUAUUAGCACAAGCCUAUGGCAUUUUACAUUGUAUAAAUUAGCCUAGUGAAUAGCAGAGAUUUCCUCUACUCAAAUGAAACCAGGAUAAAUCACACACAAGACUUAAAAUGCUAAUUUUUCUUCACAAUUUAUUAUUUUUUAUCUUUAAAACAUAAUGGGAAAUGGUUUAAGCUUACGAAAAUAAACAGGAGGUCUGUGUCACCGUGACGUAUAGUAACAUUCCUGGGGAGGUGCACGUCAGGCUAUAUGCUGGACCUUUAAAAACGUCUGCAUCAGUAUGUCAGUAAACCCUGAUCUUUUUCUUCUUUGCACAUGGUAUUACUGUAACUUUAAUGCAACUGAUAUCAGUUAAUAUGUUUUUGACUCGUACACUUACCAAACAAACAAAAACACUUUGACCAAAAAUAACUUUUCUGGUAUACAUAGUAAAAAAUACUGUCCAAUUAAAACAAAUUGUCAUGUAGCUAUGGAUAGGAAGAAACCGACAUCAUACUAGAAGCUUUUUUCAGUGAAAAACACAACUGUCUAAAAGUAGGGACACAAAGACAACUGUAUUUUUCCCUCCAACACUUAAUGCACUGACAAUACAUUCUCAAUAUUCAGUCUGUUUUGCGUGUCCAAUCAAGUUUAUGGCUGCAGUGAUCUUAAGUUAUACUCAUCAACAGUGACAAAAGAGUUGGACCACAGGUCUAAUAAAUCACGCUGUUUAUUUAAAGACAUAUUUACGCACCAUCAAGACACAGUAGAUGAUUGCAAGGAAACAAGCUUGCCAUAUAAAAAAAGGAUGCCAAAUGUUACAUAUUUAGGAUAUGAAUAUCAUUUCCUCUGCUAAGUCAGACGGUAAGGGAGUGUUAGUCCAGCAUCAGUGUCCAAGGCCACCUCGCAUUCUAAGAGAUGUAAAUGGAAAAGAACGCCCUGAUCUUGGCAAGUAUACAAGAUCUCAAAUACCUUUUAAAAUACAUUUUCGGUCACAAGAGAAAGUCUGUUCAGUCUGUAAUAUCUGAGGAGCUAAAGUGUUGUUGAUUAUUUUCUUUCUUUGAUCUUUUUCUGAAAUAUUAGUUAAGUUAACCUUUUAAAUAAUAAUGGACUUUGUACUUUGGAAAUGUUGUGACAGUACUAGAAAAUUAAAUAUUAAAUGGUAUCUUUAACAUAAUAUAAUCUGAUACAUGUCUUGUUGUUAUUACCGGUACACCAGUGUACCAGAGAGUACAGUUCCAACAGAGGCAUGAAAGGUGAAAGCUCCACCUCAUGAACAUUUCAUGACAUUAUAAAAACACAUUUUUACAUACUGCAUAUAUUUGGUGUGAUAAUUUAUAGUAAUACACAGUUACAUGAAGUAAAUAUUUUUGAUUAGCGACGACAGAAGAACUCACGAGCAUUAAUGUACAGUACAGUACCGUGUAGCUAACCAGAAAGUGCGCUGCAGCAGUGAGCAGGUUCAGUGGAUGAACAAUGAUCACAGGCCAUAAACAUGAAAGAUAAGGUGCAAAACCAUUAUGCGUUUUCUUUUAAAUUCUAAUAGAUUAGUAUCGUUAUUUUAAAUCACAGUUUGUUCUAUUACAGCUAGCAGAAAAUGUUUAUGAAACUACAGGUUUCCUUUAAUGAAAGGAAAGUGUUGAUUGAAUGGGAAGUUUAAAAAAAGAUAUAUUUCUGAGAAUAAAACUUGUGAAACUGGA
Molecule: messenger RNA, 5634 nt
Organism: Epinephelus fuscoguttatus (brown-marbled grouper)
Lineage: Eukaryota; Metazoa; Chordata; Actinopteri; Perciformes; Serranidae
Gene: pgr
Product: progesterone receptor
Exons: 8
Coding region: 456-2474 (672 amino acids)
Biological process (GO): regulation of DNA-templated transcription
Molecular function (GO): sequence-specific DNA binding; zinc ion binding; DNA-binding transcription factor activity
Source: RefSeq, a predicted model, not a curated record